This is a messenger RNA of Neoarius graeffei (lesser salmon catfish), 2137 nucleotides long. It is a transcript of the gene insm1b, whose product is annotated as insulinoma-associated 1b. Gene Ontology annotation, molecular function: DNA-binding transcription repressor activity, RNA polymerase II-specific; RNA polymerase II cis-regulatory region sequence-specific DNA binding. The record is from RefSeq and is a predicted model, not a curated record. Gene Ontology annotation, cellular component: nucleus; transcription repressor complex. The transcript has a single exon. The coding region runs from base 149 to 1519 and encodes 456 amino acids. Lineage: Eukaryota; Metazoa; Chordata; Actinopteri; Siluriformes; Ariidae. Gene Ontology annotation, biological process: regulation of cell cycle process; negative regulation of transcription by RNA polymerase II; neuron differentiation.
GUUCCGGGGAGGGGAGGGAGGCACACCCUGACCAAAAGGUACUUCACCCGGCGUGUCUGUAGCCAAGUGCGCAGCCGUGGAUCACAUUCAACACACAUCGCAUCCUCUCCUCUCCUCUCCAAGUGCCUUUCUUCAUCCGGCCGCCGACAUGCCCAAAGGGUUCCUGGUGAAAAGAAACAAGAAAGCGGCACACGUCUCUUACCGGAUACGUUGCGAUGAUGAUGACGGACAGGAAGCGACUCUGGAAUGUCAGAUCCAACGCGACGCGUCCCCUCCUCUGUCCCGGACCUGCAGCCCGGAGAUCGCAGCAUCAUCACCAUCCGAUGCAGCAGACACGCCGGUUCACGGUCACGGAGCCAAACCGGUGCAGUUUGGUAAUCCUGAGGCGGUGUAUCAAGCCCUCUACAGCCCCACCCGCCCCAUCAGCAAGGACCACGAGAGGAAAUAUUUCGAGAGAAGUUUCAACCUGGGCUCGCCCAUCUCCGCCGAAUCAUUUCCGACUCCUACCUCUAUCACCAGCCUGGACCACCUCCUUUUUGCUCCAGUAGACUUGAAAAUCGGCUCCAGCAACAGCAGCGCGCUGACAUCGGCUGUGCGGAGCGCCGGGAAAAGGCCCUCCACCGACAAAAGUAAAAGCGGAGCCAAGAAACCCAAAGCCAUACGGAAGCUGACCUUCGAGGACGAGGUGACCACUUCACCAGUACUCGGCCUUAAAAUUAAAGAGGGCCCUGUCGACCUGAAACCGCGAGCCUUAUCGGCCGGGGGCAACAAACCCCUUGGAGAGUUCAUCUGCCAGCUGUGCAAGGAAGAAUACGCGGACCCGUUCUCUUUAGCGCAGCACAAGUGCUCGAGGAUCGUGAGGGUCGAGUACAGGUGUCCUGAAUGCGACAAAGUGUUCAGCUGUCCUGCUAACUUGGCCUCGCACCGACGUUGGCACAAACCGCGCGCUCAGACUGCGCCAGCUUCACAAGCCACCAAGAACGACCCGUCCAAAAUAGCCGCCGUCUCCAGAGAGGAAAUCAAAGACGCAAGAGAGUAUUCGAGUGAGAGGGACUCUCCGAGCCCGGUUUUGUCCGAGUCCGGAUCAGAGGACGGUCUGUACGACUGCCAGCGCUGCGGGAAAAGGUUUAAGCGCCAAGCGUACCUCAGAAAGCACGUGCUGGCGCACCACGCACUGCACGGCCAGGUGAUGGGCGACACCUUUCACAGCGCAGAGGCAGAACAGAGCCCGGAGACGGCGCAGCACUCCCGAGAACGCAGCUCGAGUCCCGCUCUGACCCCGCUGAAUUUAAGCCCCGCUGAGUGCCUGCCGUGUCCGGUCUGCGGUGAGAUCGUGGCUGACCGGCCGAGCCUGGAGCGGCACGUGCGCCUCCUGCACGCUUCCCAGGUGUUUCCGUGCAAGCACUGCCCCGCCACUUUCUACAGCUCCCCGGGUCUGACCAGGCACGUCAACAAGUGCCACCCUACAGAAAAGCGGCAGGUGAUCCUGCUUCAGAUGCCCGUCAGGCCUGCGUGCUGAAGAAACGCAAGUCAGGAAGCAAGCGCGCACUCCACUCCGCGCAAAACUGCACACCUUUCCUCCAGCGCGCCAGAACACACAGGCGUGUUCUUUUACCCCGAAUCACCCUUUCCUGCAGUUUUAGACGUCUUAAAGAUGAGGAAACUCUCUCCUAAAUCACAAAAAGCUAACAAAAUUGGCAUCGAUCUAAAGUUAAAAUGAGUAUAUUUUGAGAUUUCUCACGCCAAGUAGCCUAAAGAAGAAGAGUAUUAGUUUGGUUGUGAAAUGGUAUUUUUCUAGAGCCGAUGCACACGUGGUAAUGUAAUAGCUUCUAGACCUAAGAUCACGUUCAAACGUUGGUGUACCUCUGUGAAAGCCUUGAGUUCACAUGCUGUACAUUUCUCUCGUCUGUAGCUUUAAUCUAGUAUGUGAAUUGCAGGAUGUGGGAAUCUCUCCAUCUCUCUCUCUCUCCCUUUAGAAUAGCCAGAAAUGCCUUUAGAGAAACACAUCACACACUUGCUUAAAGCCUUAAAGACUCGGUGUAAUGAUUGUUCUGAUUUUUGAAUGUCGGCACAUAUUUACAAUUUACUGUCAUUCUGUAAGAUGAUUGUAAAAUGUUUAAUCGUUAAUAUUUAUUUA